Phaeodactylum tricornutum CCAP 1055/1 is the source of this 510-nucleotide messenger RNA. RefSeq lists its product with no specific name. The transcript has 2 exons. NCBI's taxonomy places the organism in Eukaryota, Bacillariophyta, Bacillariophyceae, Surirellales, Neidiaceae. The record is from RefSeq and is a predicted model, not a curated record. Bases 1 to 510 code for a protein of 169 amino acids.
AUGUAUUCGUUUCGUGAGCCGCAGCAGAUCCUCCAUCGUAACACGGAGCCACAAUGGUCUCCACGGCCACGACAAGACACGGAAUCCGGUUUGGACCGGCUCGAACGUGAAGAAGCGGCUUACGAAGAACAGCUUGAAAGAAUUGUGUUGCCAACCGCGCCCAUGCCCUUGGGCUUGACCAGCAGCACGCCCAAGCCGGAAGUCAAGGUCCACGUUCGAUCCAAAGCGCCAGUAGGAUUAAAUGGACCAACGUUUUGGGGAAGACAUCGAAAGGAAGUAGAGCGUCUGGCGCUCUUGCGUUCGUCAAAGGUGCAAGAGCAUGACGGUGAUUCCAUAGAGGAGGAAGGCAAUGAUUCGACGAUGGACUUUGGUAGACCCAGUUUCGCCAGCACAGUGUUGGCUGGCUCCGACGACAACGAUGACGGUGCGAGCGGUGCUAGUAUGGACAUGUCCAGAGAUAGUGUUGGUUCCACGUUGACACUUACCUCUCCGACGGGUCGCUCUGGCUAG